This is a messenger RNA of Caenorhabditis remanei, 438 nucleotides long. RefSeq lists its product as uncharacterized. The transcript has 2 exons. The record is from RefSeq and is a predicted model, not a curated record. Bases 1 to 438 code for a protein of 145 amino acids. Lineage: Eukaryota; Metazoa; Nematoda; Chromadorea; Rhabditida; Rhabditidae.
AUGGAAGAAUUUGAUGUGUACUGUGGAGAUGACGAUGAUUAUUGGCAUGCAAUAUUUGAUUAUUUGUUUUUGUGGAAGGAAGAUGAGUACGGGCAUGAAGGAGAAGAUAUCGAUGUUGUCGGAGACGAGUCGGAGAUAGUAGUCCCAACCUUCCUUCUGUUUCUCCCGAUGAUCGUCAUCAUCUAUCUCCCCCUGUUCAACCUCGAGUUCAGCUUCCCCACCGGAAUCCUAUUUAGCGCGUUUGCCAUCUACCCAGCCAUCGAUAUCGCCAUCAUUCUUUAUAUAGUUUGUGAUUACCGGAAUGCUAUUAAAUACGUGUGGAAGACAAUGAAGGCGACGUGUGUGCCCGAGAGAUACAUCCCGCCGGAAAUCUCAUUUCCAGUCUGCACUAUACAGAAUCUUGUCGCCUAUCCGAUACAAACGACGAGAAUGGUUUGA